Drosophila yakuba is the source of this 2836-nucleotide messenger RNA. RefSeq names its product ETV5-related protein Ets96B (gene Ets96B). The transcript has 6 exons. Gene Ontology annotation, molecular function: DNA-binding transcription factor activity, RNA polymerase II-specific; sequence-specific DNA binding. The record is from RefSeq and is a predicted model, not a curated record. Gene Ontology annotation, cellular component: nucleus. Gene Ontology annotation, biological process: cell differentiation; regulation of transcription by RNA polymerase II. The coding region runs from base 179 to 2128 and encodes 649 amino acids. Lineage: Eukaryota; Metazoa; Arthropoda; Insecta; Diptera; Drosophilidae.
GUUAACGGCGGGUGGCCAACCACCCACGCAGCAGGUGGCUUUAAAGUUCCGAUGGCUUAAAGUUCCGAUGGCCUAAAGUCCCAAGAAAUCCUCCCAAAAAGGAACUCACAAAUUGAGCACUAAUUUGGCCAAGACGAAAACGAAAGACCCCAACUCGGCCGAAAAAGCAGCCAGACUCAUGACAAUUUCCUGGCGCGCCUUGUCUCAUUUCCUUAUUCCGCAGAGCGACUACGGCGAGGCCAAGACGCACCUGGAGCAGCUGCAGCAGACGCUCACGCACCUGGAACACCCGCACCACCACGCACACCAUCCCCACCAUCCCCAUCACCAUCUGGGGCUCUACCAUGGCGCCCUGCCCAACACAUCGACCAUAACCACCGACUCGGUGGUUUCCUGUGUCAGCUCCACACUGCCGGCGGUGGCCAAGGCCAUUUCCGCAUCCUCCACUUGCGAUGGCCUGCAGUCGGAGCGCAAGAAGUGCUCACCCAGCGAUCUGGACUCAGCUGCUCAUGGUCAUGGGCAUGGCCUCAUGGAGGCCAUCUGCGCGGGCCAGAAGACGUCACCUAUUCCACCGCCGCCACCACCUUGCUGCUUGACCCUGGGCGAAGGCUCCUCAUCGCCGAAUCCCAUCGCCACGGUCGCCCUGAUGAACGCCUCCUCCUCCGGAGCCACCAGCGCGGGCGGAGCAAGUGCCUCUCUCUGCAAUGAUCUCACACGGGAGUCCUCGUGGUAUGCCCACCAUCAUCAUCACCACCAUCACCAUCACCACCAGCUGCCCGACGAGCUGGUCAUGUAUGCCACGCCCACUCCCACGCCGGCAAUCGGCAAAUUCGGACUGGACACCUCCACCGAGGGUUACUUGAACGCAAGGUACAAUGUGAAUGUCAAAGGCGUGCGGCAUGAUAGAACAUCGAGUUUCUUUGACAUACCCGCUGUGACGCACCCGCACUCGCAUCCGCACCCACAUCCGCACUCGCAUCCGCACCCGCAUCCGCACCCGUACUGCUACAGAUUUCCAUCAUCGCCACCCGCGGGCAUUCUGAAAAAGAGCGACGAAGAAGCAACCUCGGCGGCCGUCUACUGCAGCGACGUGUCCUCCGGCCAGCACUUUCCGCACCACACGAAGAUCGAGCACGCGGACUCCACCACAACGGCGGCACAGCAGCAACAACAGCAGCAGCAGCAGCAGCAUCAGCAGCAGCAACAACAACAGCAGCAACAGCAACAGCAGCAGCAACAACUGCAGCAAGCUGCUGCACUGCAUCCGCACCACCAUCAUGCCCACCAUGGCCAUCAUGGCCACCAGCAGGCGGAGCAGCAGGCUCUCACCCACUUGACGCCACUCCAUGCCGCAUCCGCUUUCAAGUUUAGCCACACAGCGGUCAUAUCCAGCUCGGCGGUAUAUGCCACGCCCUCGCACUACGCCCACCAGCAGCAGACGCAGUCGCAGUCCGUGUACAGGGACCACCUCUCGCCCACCACCUUGGCGGCGGUCAGCGAUGCGGAUCUGAAGUACGACAGCGGUCCCUACAACGCGGCCAUCUCAUCCACCUAUCCCUCCGCGCUGCGACCCAAUGUGGUGGACUCCACCACGUCCAGCGAUGCGGAACUGCGGCUGGAUCAGUUCUACGCCAGCAAUGGCAUCUCCACCAGCAGCAAUGGCCAGGCGAUCAGCCAGCGCCGGGGUUCGCUGCAGCUCUGGCAGUUCCUGGUAGCUCUGCUGGAUGAGCCCACAACCAGUGCCAGUUGCAUUGCCUGGACCGGCCGCGGCAUGGAGUUCAAGCUGAUCGAACCGGAGGAGGUGGCCCGCCGCUGGGGUCUCCAGAAGAACCGGCCCGCCAUGAACUACGACAAGUUGUCCCGCAGUCUGCGCUACUACUACGAGAAGGGCAUCAUGCAGAAGGUGAACGGAGAGCGCUAUGUCUAUCGCUUCGUCUGCGAUCCGGAUGCACUGUUCAACAUGGCCUACGGCCACCUGACCACCGGUUCCAGCGGCAAGGGUGACCAGCAGCACCAGUUGACGCUCUCGCUGGCCAAGACGCCUCCGACCUCCGGCGACUCCCAGACGCAAUCCCCACGCGUGGCCAAGUCGGAGUAUUACGAUGCCGCCGCAUUGCAUAAAUACUAACCACCAUUUAGUCGCCACAUGUGGGCGGAGCGUUCGAAUGCGGCCGCGUGGGCGUGGCCGUGUCCCAUGUACAUUGUGUAAUCUAGUUGCGUGUGGGGUUGCGAAUUUGAAAUGAAGGUUUCGUUAUGAUGAGCUGCGCUGGAAAUAGCUGGAAAAUAGCUGGGAAAUAGCUGGGAAUAGCUUAGAGGGGCACGAGAGCUGUUUGUCGUUACCAUCGGGGUCACCAUCUCCUAAAAAACGGCGGAGUCACACAUGCAAGAUGGUUUCAUCAUUUUAAUUCUGUUUAAUUAUCAAGUUAUAUAAAGUUGUUCAACGUUUUUAUUCACCGUGCCCCUCUCUAGACUAUCAUACAUCCAGUUUUUGAUUCCAAAGACUAGGCUGAUCAAAACGACAUACACAAAUCCUUACAUAUAGCAUAUAUACUUGAGCGCUUAUGUAUACAUAUAUAUCUGUGUAUAUAGUGGGGUAUACGGAGCACAGAAGCCAUGUGUCCACCAGAUAUCGUAGUUCUGCAUUGAGGUUGAGUUACUUAAAUAAACUAUAAAGCCUGUUUCCGCUUUCGAAGAGCGUGCAAGUUGGCAGAUUAGAAUCCAUCAGGAUUAGGAAACUUCAGUUCUAUAAGGUAGCGUUUAGCGCAAAAUUGUUAAAUCUAAAGUCCGCCAAUUCGCAUCGUUUGGAGGAACCGGAAACAGAGCCGUAUGAACCGUU